Messenger RNA from Nerophis ophidion (straightnose pipefish), 2439 nucleotides. It is a transcript of the gene magt1, whose product is annotated as magnesium transporter 1. The coding region runs from base 46 to 1032 and encodes 328 amino acids. Lineage: Eukaryota; Metazoa; Chordata; Actinopteri; Syngnathiformes; Syngnathidae. Gene Ontology annotation, cellular component: oligosaccharyltransferase complex. The record is from RefSeq and is a predicted model, not a curated record. The transcript has 10 exons.
UUGACAGGAGGCUGCCGGGUUCCGACUGUCGACAAGUGUUGCAGAAUGUUUCGAAAACUUUUGUUUUCUAUCGUUCUCCUUUUUAUAUAUCAUUAUGACCUUAUUGACGCACAGAAGAAAAAGGAGACUCUCCUGUCAGAGAGGGUGAGUCAGAUGAUGGAUUGGACCACCAAGCGUUCCGUCAUCAGAAUGAACGGGGAUAAGUUCCGCCGCUUUGUGAAGGCUCCCCCCAGAAAUUACUCGGUGGUCAUCAUGUUUACGGCGCUGCAGCCACAGAGGCAAUGUGGCAUCUGCAAGCAAGCUGAUGAAGAGUUUCAGGUCCUGGCUAACUCCUGGCGUUAUUCCUCUGCGUUUACGAACAAGGUCUUCUUCGCAACUGUGGAUUUUGAUGAAGGAUCAGAUGUCUUUCAGAUGCUCAACAUGAACUCCGCUCCGACAUUUCUUCACUUCCCUGCCAAAGGAAAACCCCGCGCACCUGAUACCUAUGAGAUUCAGGUCAAAGGCUUUGCAGCUGAGCAGCUGGCAAGAUGGGUAGCAGACAGGACUGAUGUGCAGAUACGAGUCAUUCGUCCUCCGAACUAUGCUGGGCCUCUCCUACUCGGCUUCCUCCUUGCUGUUAUUGGAGGACUGGCAUAUCUGCGGAGGAACAAUUUAGAGUUUCUUUUUAACAACAACGUCUGGGCCUUCUCUGCACUGUGCUUUGUCCUGAUCAUGACCUCUGGCCAGAUGUGGAACCACAUCAGAGGACCACCAUAUGCACACAAGAACCCUAACACUGGCCAAAUUAGUUACAUCCAUGGCAGCAGUCAGGCUCAGUUUGUGGCUGAGACGCACAUUGUACUACUUUUCAAUGCUGCUAUUACCAUGGGAAUAGUGCUGCUGUGUGAGGCUGCCUGCUCUGACAUCGACAUUGGAAAGAGGAAGAUUAUGUGUGUCGCAGGUAUCGCUUUGGUGAUGCUCUUCUUCAGCUGGUUAUUGUCCAUUUUCAGAGCCAAGUAUCAUGGCUACCCAUACAGCUUUUUGAUGACUUAAAACUGAUCAGCCUCCCUAUCCUGUUCUAAGUACUGAGCUUUGUGUCCCUAAAGUGCCCUUUAUUUAGUACAAGCACAUUGUCAGGUUGAUACUAGAAGACAUGUUUUGUCUUCCACUUCAUCCAGCCAAAAAUGUUAGCGUGAUGAUGUGUUUAUAAUGAUUAUAAUAAUGGUUUAGAUUUUUAUAGCGCUUAUCAAGACACACAAAGGGUUUUGCAGUGAGGAUGUCCUCUUUGUUUGUGUGUGACAGAAGGAAGAAUCAACAAAUAUGGCAAAUACGUGACUUAGUUUUAAAACCUGAUCUUAAUUUCUGUAGGGUGUUUUUCUCACAAAAUGAGACUUUGCUCAAAAAGGUGUGGCGACUUCCGUUCAUCCAUUUUCUACCACUAGGCGCUGGAGCCUAUCCCAGGACAAUUAAGUCGCCACCUCAUUGCAGGGCCUGUUGAUACUUACUAUACGAAAUAAAGUAUAAUAAAAAAAAGAACAUACUUUUGGAAGUACAACAGACUUUAUGUUGUGCGAUUUACACAUAUGACUGGAAACUAGAUUUGACCAAAAUAUGAACACAAUAGUGGCAGCACAGUGUAAGAGGGGUUAGCGCGUCUGAGUAGUCGUGAGUUCAAUCCCGGGCUCGGGAUCUUUCUGUGUGGAGUUUGCAUGUUCUCCCCGUGACUGCGUGGAUUCCCUCCGGGUACUCCGGCUUCCUCCCACUUCCAAAGACAUGGACCUGGGGAUAGGUUGAUUGGCAACACUAAAUUGGCCCUAGUGUGUGAAUGUGAGUGUGAAUGUUGUCUGUCUAUCUGUGUUGGCCCUGUGAUGAGGUGACGACUUGUCCAGGGUGUACCCGGCCUUCCACCCGAUUGUAGCUGAAAUAGGCUCCAGCGACCCCGAAGGGAAUAAGCGGUACAAAAUGGAUGGAUGGAUGGAUGGAUGAACACAAUAGUAGCAUGCGAUGACUUCAUGCGCAUGUUUUAUACACUACUUCUGAGUACUGUCAAACAUGUACAGUAUGAUAUCCACAGUUGUGUUAUAAAUUGUGCCGUUAGCUACAGCUGAUGAUGUAUGCAUUACACAAAUCGAAGAGUUGUCAGCAAUGCAGGAAAUUUUGAAUUUUCAGCUGUCAAAUAAAGCCGUAAUGUUAUGGUCACAUACUGAAUAUACCUGCAGUGUAAUACGUUCAUGUUGGGUUCAAUGUGUGAUUAAAUAGUUUGUGCAAGAUAAUUGUCAUUAAGUGCCUCAUAGUUUUUUUUUUUAAACCAUUCUAUUCCAAAACAGCCCAAUUUCAGUAGCCUGGGUUAUUUUUUUAUUUUUUUUAUUUUUCCAAACACUUAUUUGCAGUGCCAGUCUCUCCACAAGUGCAGGACAAACAUUUUUGCAAGCUAUAAAUAAACCAACAGAUGAAACUUUG